AUGGAGGUGUGGAUCCAGGAGCAUUCGAUAAUAUCACAUCAAGAACUUAUGUUGAGAAUGGAUGCAAUAGGAACCGGAGGACUUGGGGAUGAUGCUCUCGGAUGGCCAUGGCAAGAAUGCUCGGAAAUCAUAAUGGCGAUGUGUGCAUCUGGAGGAGCUAAUGACGUCUUCUGGUCUGAAUGUGGAGAUAAUAUUUAUGAUACGCUGAAGCAGGGAUGUGUUUCGAUUUUCGGAAGUAUGAAGUGGACAACAGCCAACUGGAAUAUUGAUGCAGUAAAGACGCUCUACGGAUAUGACUUGAGUGGAUCCAGUAACCUAAUCUUAACGCAAGGACACCUUGACCCAUGGUCUGGAGGCGGUUACAAAGUUGACCAAACCAAUACUGCCCGUGGAAUCUAUGUCAUGGAAAUUCCCGGUUCUGCACAUCAUUUAGAUUUGAGACAACCAAAUACUUGUGAUCCGAAUACAGUGGUUAAUGCUAGAUAUCAGAUCGUUCAAAUCCUGAAAUGCUGGGUUGACGUAAACUGCAACACCAUCCCAACCAUCUCUCCUCUUCCAACUCUCUCCAUUCCGAACGUCGAGUGCAAAGACAGAAUCGGAGAGUAUCCAUGGGGACAAACUGACAAGGCAGCCGCGACACAUCUGGUGGCGUUGGGAGAGGCGGCUGACGGGACAACUUCUGGCGCAGCGGUUCAGACAUCGUCAGUAGCUCCAGAUGCCAAAACUACAGCUAAUGCUCCAAUCGCCACGUCAUCUGCUGCUCCAGAAGUAAAGACACCUUCAGCGGCUCCAGAUGUCAAAACUACUGUAGUCAUUCCAAUCGCCACGUCAUCCAUCGCUCCUGCAAUCCAGACAUCCUCAGCAGCUACAGCAGUGAAGACAUCCAGUGCUGCCCCAGUCGCUACGUCAUCUUCUGCUCCAGAAGUGAAGACUUCCUCCGUUGUUCCUGACGUUCAAACAUCGUCAGCGGCUCCUAUCGCUACGUCAUCUAACGCUCCAGAUGUCCAUACAUCGUCCGUCGCUCCAAUUGCCACGUCAUCCGCUGCUCCAGUCGCUACGUCAUCUUCUGCUCCAGAAGUGAAGACUUCCUCCGUUGUUCCUGACGUUCAAACAUCGUCAGCGGCUCCUAUCGCUACGUCAUCUAAUGCUCCAGAUGUCCAUACAUCGUCCGUCGCUCCAAUUGCCACGUCAUCCGCUGCUCCAGUCGCUACGUCGUCUGCUGCUCCAGAUGUCAAAACUACUGUAGUCAUUCCAAUCGCCACGUCAUCCAUCGCUCCAGCUGUUCAUAGCUCUUCCGCAGCUCCAGCAGCUCAGACGUCUUCAGCAGCUCCAGCUCACCAGACAUCCUCUGUGGCUCCAGUUAUUCAUUCCUCCUCAUCUGCCCCAAUCGCUGGCUCCUCGUCCCUCUCUUCGGAACCCCAAUCCUCCACAGCAAGUAUUCCUUCAAACUCGACAUCUUCAGAAUCCACCCCUUCUUCUAUUCUUCCUCCUAGCACCACAUCAACCCUUCCAUCCACAACUACAUCAUCCGGAUUCUCGAAUUUCUCAUUUUUCAGUACUAUUUUGGUUUUGUGCUUGAUUUUCUAG
Caenorhabditis briggsae is the source of this 1587-nucleotide messenger RNA. The record is from RefSeq and is a predicted model, not a curated record. Bases 1 to 1587 code for a protein of 528 amino acids. The transcript is spliced from 5 exons. Gene Ontology annotation, molecular function: serine-type exopeptidase activity; dipeptidyl-peptidase activity. Lineage: Eukaryota; Metazoa; Nematoda; Chromadorea; Rhabditida; Rhabditidae. Gene Ontology annotation, biological process: proteolysis.